This is a messenger RNA of Adineta steineri, 1992 nucleotides long. The record is from the annotation of a GenBank genome assembly. Lineage: Eukaryota; Metazoa; Rotifera; Eurotatoria; Adinetida; Adinetidae.
UUUUUUUGUUGCUUUAUGGAUGAUCCAUCGUUAUUACCUUUUUUAAAUAAUAAUAAUAAUAGUAAUGGACAUCAUUAUUCCAUUGACAUUGAUGAAGAUGUUGAACAUGAAGAAGAUGAAUUAGAUGAUGAUGAAUUACAAGACUAUGAUCAAAAUCAACAAUAUCCCGAAGAUGAAAUUGAUGAAGAUGAAAUUGAAGAAGAUGAUAUUGAUGAUGAUGAAGAAAAUCAAGAUGAACAAGAAAUUCUUAUACCUCCGCCUCCACCACCUCCACAACAACAACAACAAAUAAUUCAAUCGGAACGUGGUGGACGUCGAAAAGGCGUACCACGUCGUUUACAAUUAUCACCACAAAUAAUUAAAGCACCAGCUCCACAACAACGUUUAUUACCAUUAACAUUACCUAAAACUUCAACAAGUGUACAUCAUCAUGACCAACCAAUAUUGACAUCCGAUCAAGAAGAUGACCAGCAUGAUGAAGAUUUAAAUAAUGAAAAUCAUCUAGAUGAAUAUUUUGAUCAUCAUGAUAAUAAACAACAAAAUUGUAUUCAAUUAGAUUUAUUAGCUAGACAUUUAAUUGAGAAUAAUGAAGAUGAAUAUGAUGAAAAUAAUAAUAAUAAUCAUAGUUAUAAUGAUGAAGAAAAUAUUUUCGAAAUUGUUGAUGAUCUUUUAGCUGAUAUUGUUACAACUAUUGUUCGAGAUAUAAGAGAACAACGUCAAAGAAAUUUUAAACAACAACAACGAAUAACUAAUGGUAAAACUAAUGGACAUUUAAAUUAUAAAUCACAAACAAAUGGUUACGCAAAAUCAAUACAAAAACAAGAACAAAAACUUACGAAUGGAAAAAUUAAUACAAAUGGUUUUACUCAAACGAACAGCACAAAAUCAUCGAAAUCUCAUUCUCAACAAUCUCUAUCAUCAUCAUCAACAACAACAAAAGUCUCAGAUCCAUCACUAUUAUUUAAUGAAUUUACUAAAAUGAUGCAUUUAAAUUCCCAACAACAAUUAGUCAAACAUAAACAUUCACUAUCAUCAUCGUCAUUUUCUUCUCCGCCAUCAGCUAAACGACAAAAAACAUCAGAUACAUCGUCAUUAUCUCAACCAACGACACCAUUAUCACUUCAACAACAACAACAUCAACAACUACUAUGGCAAAUGACACAACAAUUAAUGAUGUCAGCACAAACAAAUGAUCAAGAUGGUUCAUCAUUACUUAAACAACAACUUCUUGGUUUAACACCACCAGGUACAAUACCAAAAAAAGUUGGUCGUCCACCAAAACAACAGACACAACCACAAAUUAUGCGUUCAAGUACAAAUAUGAUUCCACCAACAUCUCAUUCGUCAGCAAAUACUUCGCCAUUUGAACGUGGUAAUUUUGCGCCAAGACGUCGUGGUAGACCACCAAAAUAUGUUACUGAACGAGGAGCAAUUCCUGGUCUAUCUUCUCAUGAUCUUGAUGCAUCACCAUAUGAUCAACUUUUUGCUGCAAUUGAAAAUAGUGUUAAUGGAAAUUCUGCACGAACAUCAUCAGCAACAUUACAAUCAGCAAUAGCAUCUAUGCUCGGACAUCAGAGUGGCUUAACGAUACCACCACCACCAAUAAUCCCUCCUCCAGCAGCUCGAAAUGGUGCACCAGCAUCAAUGGUUAAACAGUCAGCCGGACAAACACGCCAUAGUUUACCAGUUCCUUCAAAUGCUUCGAAAUUAUCACAUGGAGACGGAGGUAAUGAACUUGAUAUGCCAUUAAUGGCUACAAAAAAACGUGGUCCUGGUCGACCACCUAAAACUCAAAUGUUACUUGAUUCUCAUCAAGUUCUACAAGCAACUAAACGAAUGAAUUCAUUAUCAUCGUUAUCGAAUAAUACUAAUAUAAAUAAUAAUACUAAUAAUAAUUUUCCACCAACAAUGGUACCAUCAUCACCAACUUCAUUUAAUUUAAAUGCUGCCUUUGUUGAAAUGUUACAACAACAGCAACAACAUCCACAUUAA